Molecule: messenger RNA, 1242 nt
Organism: Symbiodinium pilosum
Lineage: Eukaryota; Dinophyceae; Suessiales; Symbiodiniaceae
Source: the annotation of a GenBank genome assembly
AUGCAGGGUCCGGCGAGACCUUGUGCCGGGACCCGAGGGACAACGAUUGUUGUAGAGGAAAUGUUCUACAACAACCCUACGAGGAAACAGGCUCUGAGCAAGGAGAGCAUUGAGCAUGCGAAGGUGCUCGAAGUAAUACAGCGCUAUGCGAUCCACUACCCCAAAGUUGGGUUCAGCUGCAGAAAGAACAGCAGUUCCAUCUCGGAGCUUACGACUGUUGGAGGGGAGGACGUCACAACCCAGGGCGUCAUCUCCACCAUCUAUGGGCAGAAUUUGGCAAGGGAGCUCUUCCCCUUCUCGCUUGCCUCCCAGGACCCCAAGUUUUCCUGUUCUGGCUUUGCAUCAAGCCCGAACUACACAUCUCGGUCCCUGACGCUCAUCCUCUUCAUCAACAACCGGCUGGUGGAAUCAGGGCCCUUGAAGCGGGCCAUUGAGGCCGUCUACCAAAGUGUGCUGCCACGCCAUCAGCACCCUUGGGUCUACUUGGCCCUAGAAGUGAACUCUGCUUCCAUCGAUGUAAACGUCCACCCAACAAAGAUGGAAGUGCAAUUCCUGCACGAGGAGACCAUCUCCCAGAAGUUGCAAGAGACACUGCUCGCACAGCUUCAGAAUAUGGGCGGAUCUAGGACCUUCAUGUCAGCGCUACCUUCACCUGCUAAAGGCACGGCAGCCGUUCCCCCGGAGCGGGAGAGACCGGCUCUUCCGGUACCACCGGCUUUGCGACUUGCACCUCCAGCAGCGACGCGAGCGAGCGCUGCCGCAGCGCUCGCACGCUCAGAGGCUCCAGCAACGGCGUCUGCGGGGCCAGCUGCGCCUGCUGCACCGGUCCUGAAUCCCACACGGGUGCGGACAGACUACCGACAGAUGUCCCUGCAGUCGCUUCUAGAAUCUCAGUCGGCAUCGCAAGCAGCGCAAGCCUCUCAAGUGGCCACGCAGGCUCUUGCUCUGGUGCCCAGUGAGCCGGCAGGGCACGGCACACCCUCUGAGGCGCGCAUGGCCGCCUACGAGGAAGCUCAGCAGCUGACAUCCAUUGAAGAGCUGAGGCAGUCCGUGGCCUCCGUUGCAGACGAGGAGCUGUCAGCCUCGUUGCAGAAGUCCGUCACCUGGCCGAAGCUUCAGGGCAUGCUUUGCGUGCUUUCCUGCUCUUGCCUAGGGCCUUCCCUAUCAAUUGAGGAUGCUUGUGGUGCGAAACUUGCAGAGGGUUUGCAGCACAAGCCCGGUGAGCAGUACUUCUAUAGCUAG